AUGGUGUCUCUAAAAUUGUUGCUGUUCAUUUGUCUGCUGGGCCCAAGCUCAGCCUUGCCAACUUACGAAGAACGCGAUGGCCCAAAUUCCUACAUCGCCCUGCCUUUCACGAGAAAAUUAUCAGCCAGCCCGGCAGGACGCAAGAGACAAGCCUUUAGUUCUCCACUAACCCCGCUGAGCUCAAGUUACUAUAUCGAUGUCACCAUCGGAACUCCUCCCCAGCCUCUGAGCCUGGUCCUAGACACGGGGAGCAGUGAUGUCUGGGCAUACAGCCCCGCCGCGGCCUCGUCAUGCCCCGGCUGUACUGAAUCUUACUAUGAUCCCGCUCAGUCCUCAACAGCGAAAGAGCGCCCAGAUAUUGGUGUCUUCAACAUCAGCUACGGUACACCAAACUCGGGUGUGUUGGGCACAUACUACAGUGACACCCUCUCAACGUCCGGAGUGUCUGCAAAUAUCAUCCUCGGUGUAGCCACUACUGCCCAUUCCGGUGAUCCAGCCGGUGGCAUCAUGGGCAUCUCCCUAUCCGCAAACGAAGCAAGCUUCUACCAAAGUGAUGUCAUAUACGACGGCUACAUCGACAGCCUGUACAAGCAAGGUCUUAUCGCUGUACGUGCAUAUAGUAUCUAUUUUAAUGAACCUGGUAGGCAGUUCUCCAUAUCGUCCUUAACCUUAUUGAUCUCUUCACUAAGCGUGGUCACAGCCUCAACCGACGAAACUCCCGGCACAAUAAUCUUCGGCGGCUACGACCGCACCAAAUGGACUGGUACACUCACGCCCUUCCCGCUGGUUGAACCCUCCCCCGAAGGCGCCUAUGAACUGGACAUCGAAGGCCCCGUUAUCGCCUUCGAACUUGGUGGCCAAGCUUAUGAGCUCCCCAACACACAGCAUUACACUGUGCUUCUCGACACAGGGACAUUCCUCACUCGCUUACCCGCAACGCAAUUCGCCACUCUCGCCACCGCGCUUGAAGCCGAACUUAUCGACUCGGACACAAACCUGUACGCCGUGUCCUGUAAGCUCGCAGACUUAGACGGGGGUCUCGCAUUCGCAUUCUCUGGGCCAAACGGCGACGUUACGAUCGCUGUGCCUUGGAAGGAAGUCGUCAUCUUCGAAUCGGAUCUACCUGAUGGCGUGUGUCUACUGGGAUUCAUCCCAGAGCAAGAUGAUCUCGGGUUUUACAUCAUUGGUGACUCGACCCUGAGGUCAGCGUAUUUGUUGUAUAACUAUGAUGCUGGGACGGUUAGUUUGGCGCAGGCGAGUUACGAUACUAGUUGUAGUGAUUGCGUUCAACCGUUGACGCCAGGCGGCAAGUGA
Cladophialophora psammophila CBS 110553 is the source of this 1314-nucleotide messenger RNA. RefSeq lists its product as uncharacterized. Gene Ontology annotation, molecular function: aspartic-type endopeptidase activity. NCBI's taxonomy places the organism in Eukaryota, Fungi, Ascomycota, Eurotiomycetes, Chaetothyriales, Herpotrichiellaceae. Bases 1 to 1314 code for a protein of 437 amino acids. Gene Ontology annotation, biological process: proteolysis. The transcript is spliced from 2 exons. The record is from RefSeq and is a predicted model, not a curated record.